UUUUAAUUUCUGCAGGGUUUUAUUAAAUAAUGGAGUUAAAUGAAUUAGUUUCAGCCAGCCGACAAUUUGUCGAUGAAUUAGAAAAAUACCGAGAUACUUGGGAAAGUCAAACACAUUGGUAUGCGAGGAAAACUUUCUUACGUCACAAUUGGGAAAAAUUUGAAGAUAAAGAACGCUUGCUGUGUUUGUCGUCUGCAUGGGCUAAUGUCGAAUUUUCGGGAAACAGGUAUCCCAACGCAGUAAUGCAACAACUGCAAGAGCUAACAAGUGAAAUGGAGCCAUCUAGUGUCUUACUCCGCGAUGCUGAAAAACAGGUGACCGGAAACUUUGAUGAGUCGGCCUGGGAACCAACGGCUUUGAAAACCAGGAAACUUCCUGGAGGGAUGGUUCCUGUUUUAUUUGUUAAACAAACUGAAAAAACUGCAACGAACAAAAAAAUAAACUCAAAAAACACGACUCCUGAAAAAGGAGGUGAAAAAAACUUGGAAAGAAACAAAAACUGGGGUCAAAAAGCCCCGGAAAUACCCCCAGAGAAGACGCUGAAAAACUGGGGUGGCCCAGAAAAAGAGGGGCAAAAAAUUUCCCCCAAAACGAGUGAAAACAAUUGUAAAACCACUUCUAGUCAAAUGGGGUUGAAAAAAGCUUUGACUCCUACGAAAUCUGGGGAUUUUCCAAAAAAGAAUAAUACAGGGUUGAACCCCCAGAAUAACGGGGGUCUUGAGAAACCCUCUUUGUAUCCAGUUCCUAUGGAUACUGACACCCCCGCACCCCCAAAACCCCUAAAUCGGGGUAAAAUAACUCUAGCUGCAAAUUUCUUUGGGGUUAAUCCACAACCCCCAAUAUCCGUGGCGAAACCCCAAUUUGCCCCUACAACUUUUGGGGAAGUUCCCAAAAAAUCUACUUUACCCCAAAAUGGCGAGAAAAUCCCUCAAAACACCUCUACCCCCCAAGAUUCUGGGGGAAUCCCCAAAUCUCAAUUAGCAAUCACCGAAAACGUGAAACUUUUAGAUUUGAACCAACGAAGCACAUUAGCCCCCUCUGUUACCCCUACCACCCCCGGGAACCCCCUAACCCCACCCACACCCUCGCGAGCGCAGUCAGUUUUAAUCAACAAGUUGCUGAUGAUUUUGAAAAAUCAAGAAAUCAACGAAGCGAAUCGAACACAGAUCUUCGCAAAUUCCGUUCAAUCGCUCAAAACUAACCCGGUUUUUAAAUACAACAGAUUGGGACCAAAAAUGGCGAUGUUUAAAAAAUGGGCGGAAAUUUCAAAAAUUCCAUUUAAAUUUCAACCAUCGAGCAUGAUAUGUGAUGUCUAUGUUUUGGAUGUUUUCAUUGCGCAAGGAUAUGGAACAGGAAGGCCCUCAGCGCAAGCAGAUGCACUUUCUCGUUUAAUGCUUUUUCUACACGCCACUCAAGUCUUCGUAAUAUCAGCACAAAGACGUUUAGAUGAAAAAUCUUUUCUCUGGCAGUUUAUUCUCAGUACAACGUCUUUUACAUUUGUGAUUCGGGAAUCCCCUAAUGCGAACCCGAUAUCCACGAUAUACGAAUCGGCGCAAUUCAAUCAUUUGCCGUUCGAGUACGAUAUACAACCAGCGCAGCGCCUCAUGUGGCGUUGCACAUUAACCAUUGGGGGGCGCAAGAUAGCUACGGCAACCGACCCGAACUCCAAGUCGGCGAAACUCGCUGUAGCGGAACAAGCACUCGUCACACUCAAACGAUUUUACCCAACUUUUGUCGAGCGAAAAAUUCAUCAGAAUAAUUCGGAACAAAGCAACGUUAGUAGGAACGAUUUAUUAACGAGUGCUCCUCGCAUCCACGAGGAGCAAAGAUUAACGGAGGAAAACAUUGGGAACAAACUCCUCAGGAAGAUGGGGUGGGGGGGGUCAGGUGGUCUCGGAAAAUCAGGCGAGGGCAGAACUGAUCCCGUCAUUUUAACGUCAAGUUUUAACCGAAGAGGUUUCGGAACGAACCAAAAUGAACCGACGAUCAUUUCAUCAAAGGAUGCAACGAGAGUGCUCAAGGAAUUCUUGGCGAAGAAUUGUGAUGGGGAGUUGACAUUUUCAUCAGAACUCGACGGGAACGAAAGAAAAGUUAUUAUUUGGACUUUCAAGUAAAUCUUAUGGUAAAGGAGAACAGAGAUACCUAGUGGUCACUCGGAAAAUCUGUGCUGAACAAAUUAUUUCGGAUUUUAACAACGGGUUAAAUUAUGACGGACAUCAAAUAAUUGCUGCGCAAAAAAAAUAACUGUAUUUUUUGGGGUUUUAAUUGAGUGGGUUUUUCGUUACAGUGCAGGUCGGCGUAGAAAUUGCUUUGUUUGUUUUUUUAAGCGGCAUUUACACUACUACAGCGUAGUUUUUUCUUCAGUGAAAAAAUGCAAUUACCUUUAAAAAUUUUCACAUUUUUAAUGUAUCAUUUAAAAAAAUGUCAUUUCAUUUUUUUUACUUUUAGUUUAGGAGUGAAUAACGGUGGGUGUUAUUGCUUUUUAAAUAAAGGCUUAAAAUUGUUGUGGCAGUGGCUUUCACAAUUUGGGUUUAAUUUGAAAUAUUACCAAUGCAAUUUUACUUCACAGUUUUUGGCAAUUUUUUUUUGUUAAUUUUUGGCGCUACCAAUUUUGUAAAAAAAAUUUCUUAUUUUUUCCUCCUUUUUCAGCGGUCGUGUUUUAGAUUUUGAAGUAAAAUAAAAAUUUUGUUGCAG
Ciona intestinalis (vase tunicate) is the source of this 2694-nucleotide messenger RNA. Lineage: Eukaryota; Metazoa; Chordata; Ascidiacea; Phlebobranchia; Cionidae. The record is from RefSeq and is a predicted model, not a curated record.